AUGGUAGGGGCGGUGAGGGUGCGGGUUGGGGGUGGAGUAGUGGAGGUAGGAGUGGUGCGGGUGUCGUGGGUUGUUGGAGUGACAUUGAGGGUGCGGGGUGGGAGCGUGGAGGUGCUAGUGGUGCCAUGGGUUGCCAGGGUGGUGGUGAAGGAGCGGGGUGGGGAUGGAGGUGGAGGUGCGGGUGCCGUGGGUUGCGGGGGUGGUGGGGAAGGUGCCGGGUGGGGGUGGGGGUGGGGUGGGCUAGUCGUGAGGGGUGGAGCUGGGGUUGGGGCUAGCGGCGUAGGUUGGGGUAGAGCUGGUGGGGGUGGAGGACAGGGGAUUGGGGGUGGCAGAGAAGUUGUGCCAUGGAUUGCGAGGGUGGCGGUGAGGGAGCGGGGUUGGGGUGGGGGUGGAGGUGUGAGUUGUGCGGGUGCUGUGGCGGUGAAGGUAGGGGGAGUGGUUGGGUUUGGCAGUGAGGGUUCAAGAUUGGGGAUGGGGGAUGGCGGUGAGGGUGGAGGGAGAGUGGGGAAGGGUGGAGCUGGGACUGGGCAUCGCGGCGUGGGUUGGGGUGCGGCUGGUGCGGGUGGGGACUGUGGAUGGGGGUGA
Molecule: messenger RNA, 585 nt
Organism: Arachis stenosperma
Lineage: Eukaryota; Viridiplantae; Streptophyta; Magnoliopsida; Fabales; Fabaceae
Product: glycine-rich protein DOT1-like
Exons: 3
Coding region: 1-585 (194 amino acids)
Source: RefSeq, a predicted model, not a curated record